Molecule: messenger RNA, 1169 nt
Organism: Nicotiana tabacum (common tobacco)
Lineage: Eukaryota; Viridiplantae; Streptophyta; Magnoliopsida; Solanales; Solanaceae
Product: WRKY DNA-binding transcription factor 70-like
Biological process (GO): regulation of DNA-templated transcription
Molecular function (GO): sequence-specific DNA binding; DNA-binding transcription factor activity
Source: RefSeq, a predicted model, not a curated record
UUGUGUUGCUUCCUCUAUGCUUUUUUUGAUUUGCCUUUCUCCUUCCUUCAACCACUCAUAUAAAAGGAAACAUUCCUCCCCAAAACAAAAUCAACUCCGUUCCCAAUUUAUCAGAUCUUAUAUAUCCAAACCAACUCAACUAAUUAAGCAAGAUGGAGAACUUUGAAAGUCCACGUACAGCUCGGAAAAGAUUGAUCAAAGAGCUUAUACAAGGCAAAGAAUUUGUAGUACAACUUCAAACUCUACUUCAACAACCUCUUGCUGGAGAUCAUCAACCAGGCUCGGCUCAUGACCUUAUUCUCAAAAUUUGGGCCUCUUUUACUGAUGCUCUUUCGGAACUCACAGCUUUUCCCCGCUCCAAAGGGCUAUUCCAGAUCCCUGAGGCUGCUGACAACCUAGGGUCCAAGGACUUUGGCAGCGAGUUCAGGAAGGACAAGCUGCAAGUGACAAAGAACCGGAGUGGAGGUUGCUACAGGAGAAGAAAGAACUCAGAGUCGUGGAUGAUGAGAGAGUCUGCAAAAAAGGAAGAUGAAUAUGAGUGGAGGAAAUACGGACAUAAGGUUAUACUUAAUUCAAAAUAUCCAAGGUGCUACUAUCGGUGCACUUACAAGUAUGAUCAAGAAGGCCAGGCCACUAAACGAAUUCAAAGAAUCAAAGAGGACCCUAUAAUUUACCAAACCACAUAUUUUGGCCAUCACAUUUGCAAACGUUCACAAAAGGAGCCACAGUGCCAGAUUACGAUUACUCCAGAAUCUAGCGGCCUCAUGCGUGAAUACCCUCCUUUUGAAGCAAAUCCAAAAGUUCCUUGUAAAAACGAUCAGCCCCCUUCCUCUGAUAAUCCCACGACGAAAGAAGAAGAAGAGUCAAAGGAACAAACUGAUUCUAAUAUUUGGAAGGAUUUCAUGGUGUCUUCUCCUUCGGUUCCUGCUAUAAUGGCAGCUGAUGAUAUUUCUACCAGCUUACAUGGUUUGGAUAUAGACGGCAUAUUCGGUGAUUUUCACUUUGCCGCCGCCACAGAGUUUUCUUGAUCGUUCCUAAUGGCUUGUGAUGAAAUCUGUCCCUUUGUUUCUUUCAAUGAAAUGAAAAUUCAUAAUCCCUUCCAUUUUCAUUGUCUUUUUUUAAUGAUUAAUUUACUAAAUAAGUAAUUAGGAAUAAUUUGAAAUGCAUGU